Molecule: messenger RNA, 1090 nt
Organism: Haliotis rubra (blacklip abalone)
Lineage: Eukaryota; Metazoa; Mollusca; Gastropoda; Lepetellida; Haliotidae
Product: CDK-activating kinase assembly factor MAT1-like
Exons: 5
Coding region: 75-1088 (337 amino acids)
Biological process (GO): nucleotide-excision repair; positive regulation of cyclin-dependent protein serine/threonine kinase activity; regulation of transcription by RNA polymerase II
Cellular component (GO): transcription factor TFIIH holo complex
Molecular function (GO): cyclin-dependent protein serine/threonine kinase activator activity
Source: RefSeq, a predicted model, not a curated record
AAUUGGCCAACACAUGAUGUUUAUCUCCUAAAUAACACCCGGAAAUUGGCCAACACAUGAUGUUUAUCUCCUAAAUGCAUUCUCUGGCUAUACUUGGCACUAAAAAACCCAUUCUCUGGUUAUACUCGGCAUCAGACUCACACUCUUGCUCUGGCUAUACUUGGCAUCAAAAAACCUAUUUUCUGGCUAUACUUGGCAUCAAACAACCCAUUCUCUGGCUAUACUUGGCUUCAGACAAACCAUUCCCUGGCUAUACUUGGCAUCAGACAACCCAUUCUUUGCUACACUUUUCCAUCGGACAAUGCAUUCUCUGGCUAUACUUGGCACUAAAAAACCCAUUCUCUGGUUAUACUCGGCAUCAGACUCACACUCUUGCUCUCGCUAUACUUGGCAUCAAAAAACCUAUUUUCUGGCUAUACUUGGCAUCAAACAACCAAUUCUCUGGCUAUGCUUGGCUUCAGACAAACCAUUCCCUGGCUAUACUUGGCAUCAGACUCACCCAUUAUGACUUGUGUUCUAGUUUCAACAAGAAAGAGGAAGACUUCAGUUCCUUGAGGGAUUACAAUGACUAUCUGGAGAUGAUUGAAACAAUAGUUUUCAAUCUGACCAAUGGUAUUGAUGUUGAGAGCACACGAAAGAUGAUAGAACAGUACAGGAAGGACAACAAAGAUCAGAUCAAGAAAAACCUGUCAAAAAUGAGUAAAGACCAGGAGUACCUUGACCAACUGAUUGAGCAGGAGAAACAUGACACAGCAGUUCGAAAGCAAAUGAUUGAGGAAGAGGCCGCUAGGGAUAAAGCUUUCAAGAAGAAGAACAAGGCUGCCCUGAUAGAUGAACUGAUGUUUUCUGACUUGUCUGCCACGGACAUCGUGGCCACCCACAGAGAAUGUGUGAACCAGCUUGAGGCAGCAAGCCGUGCAUCCGCUCCCACCACCUUCUCCACCGGGAUUAAGAUAGGUCACCAUGACACUGUGCUGCCGUUGCCUGGUUGUGAGGACAAUGGAGAUGCAUAUAUGUACCUGCCUUAUGACUUGAACAACAGCGGCCCCAGCCUGAUUGACCAGGAAGCUAUACAUAACCUAGGGUAAGA